Toxoplasma gondii ME49 is the source of this 5707-nucleotide messenger RNA. Its product is annotated as p-aminobenzoic acid synthase. NCBI's taxonomy places the organism in Eukaryota, Apicomplexa, Conoidasida, Eucoccidiorida, Sarcocystidae. The coding region runs from base 2436 to 5402 and encodes 988 amino acids. The transcript is spliced from 8 exons. Gene Ontology annotation, biological process: L-tryptophan biosynthetic process. The record is from RefSeq and is a predicted model, not a curated record.
GGACUGCUCGCAGUAAUGAACGUCAUAUUUUCUACUUUCCUCGGCCAACCCCCCGACGAGGUACCUCCGCAAGUUCUGGUCGUCAUCCUUUCCCAGAAGCGCGCAAGAAAAGUGACUGACCGGGGAAGGGCAAGUCAUUGGAGGAUCUUUCGGACCACGGGGCACGCACGAUUGUAGCGAGGAUGGUUAAUUUUCUGCGAGGUCUCAAGUCACCCAGUAACUCGGGUAAUCAGCCCGUCGGGACGCGAGGGUUACGUUGUACUUAACGAUCAAAAUGCUUAGCAAUUCAACUGCACAACAGCACCACAUUCUAACAGGAACCCUGCUCAAGCCUUGAUUGUGUUCGAAUGGUUCGGGCAGUUUCACAGCUGCAAUCAACCAAAAGUACAAGUGGUGGUGCCAGUCUCAAUUACAUGAGGGCGACCGAGCUGUUCAGUUGCGGUGCUAAAGCACCAAAUCCGUUCGCUUGGCGCACUUCUGCGACCCAGGUUAACCUACAGAUUCCUCAGCUGUUCGCUAGACUUUUCAAUGAGUUCCAGAUACGCCUAACGGAAGCAACAGUCAAUCUCAUCUCCUUGCGUUGCAAGGUCAAUCCGUUACCUCGCUCCAGUUCAUUAGCGUGGAAGAAAAGUCUUCUUCGCUAUUCGGAUUAAAUUGCUGAACACGGAGGGAUUAAGCUGAUCUGAUAUCAGGUGAGUCAUGGUGGUGUACCUCAAAGCAUUCAUUGUAAGCAUCUGCUGGCUCCGGCAUUAUGGCAAAAUGCGGUCCUUUGCCGAUGCGCGUGCGCCGUGGGUGUCCUAAUCCACUGAAGUCUGAGUGGGGAUCCAAAAACUUGAUUUCCUUCUUCCAUGCUUUAUGGAGCUCAGCUUGUCUGUUGGGGUGGGCGUAAAUCUGACGAUGUUUGACUUGAAGUGAAAAUCGGAGGCCCUCGGCAAGUUGCACACCUCUACCGCAAACGACAAGGGCGUCUUUAGCUUGUCAUACACAAAGUCGAGGCAAGUACCAGAACUCUGGUACCCGACUUCUUUCCCUGCUGCUCCUGAAACACCCUGACUAGUCUCUCUGCGGCAACGGCCUGCGUGCAUCCGUCCUUACCGUAGGGACAGCGACAGAACUUCUCGUCAACCUCCUUCAAAACAGACCUGAUGACCCAAUUUCACUGACGUUUGAAACACGACUUGUUGUAUGAGUACACACUCCAUUGCUUGCUCAUUCCGUGCUGGUUCUUCUGCAGAAAAGGCCCACGGCAUGUACAUCCCUAAGGUGCCUGUCUACCAGAAAACCGGAUGCCGUUUCGCACUCUCAAAAGCCACGUACUGCUCACCUGAAUGAACCGAAAGGAAGAUGUGUGGCUUGAACGACGUGACAGCUUUGGCAAAUGCUUGCGUCUCAGGCUCUGUAGUGUGCAUUUUCAUGACGGUGAAUUUCCUUACAAGCGGUGGAACUUGGCUACUGACCAGAGAAAGCUUUAUUGCCCGGACUUGUCUCCGCGUUUGCCGCUGCAGAGUUCCAGUGAUCUAUAGUCAGACAAGCGUCACCACAGAUUAACACCUUAUCAAUCGCUGAUAACUUGCCUCCCCAGUUGCGGUUUAAGUCGACGUUAUUCUCGUUUCCUCGCAGCUGCAAAAAGGCGAAGCUGGAGUGCCGCUGCCAGAGACCGGAUUGUGCGUAGUUGCCUUACACAGAAAUCACCCGCCUCCACCUUCGCCCGGGACACCGGAUUUCCGUUCACGACAACUUGGAUGUUUGUGUGCUGAAGCACUUUUCCUGCUUUCUCUGCCAGCUUCGUUUCUCUUUCACAUAGGACUGUAGCACGCGCAGUACGAUGAAGCUGCGGAAUAAGCAGAUGGAGCUGCCUUACCCUGGAGAAAGUGCAGGGCGCUUUCCGCCGAAAUUAAUUCCCUUGAGUGUUCACCCGCCAGCAGGAAGAAUCUGUCUCGAGUUCCGCUUGCACGUGAGACAGUAACAAACUCAAUAGUGUGGUCGUUGCCGAUCGGCUCAUGGUGGACACUAAAUCCGUCGCAGUCCUUCCCUAAUUUCUCCACCUCUUCUUUGAGUUGGGGCGUAGUAUGGUAGUAGUGUGGCAACUCGGCGGACGCCCUUAGCAUCGCCACAAAAGUGCCAGCGAUGACAGCCAGCCCAGGGACGCACUUCAUUGUUUGGCAGCUUGCGACUAAAUGUUCGGAGAACUGGGUAAAAAUCCGGAUGAAGCUGUUGAGUUCGUCUACGUGUCUUGCGUGUCUGUACAGCAGCGUGCGCAUGUAAACGACAUGCGGCAGUGCAACGGGCUCGAACGUGGCAUACAGCGAGGCUUUGACAUGCAACGCUGCCGUGCAGGCUGGAAUUAUGACCGUAACGCCUGCUCCAGCACGCCGUUUCCCGACUCAUAUCUUGGCAAUAAUAGAGUUUCGUGUCACCGUUGUAAUUAAAUCAGCAUGAACCACAGUGUCGUCGCAGGCGGGGACCUCCCACGGCCACUGCCCCCCAAGGAGAGAGGAGGGCUGCCAAGCCCGUCGUCCGCUGCUGUGCGCACGUUGUUGAUUGACAACCAUGAUUCCUACACGUAUAACGUGUUUCAGUACCUUGCAACGAUCAAUGGUGUGGCUCCAACUGUCAUCCGGAACGAUGAAUUCUCCAGCUGGAGAGAGGCAAAGGCAAGCGUCGGCCCUGUGCAUAACAUCGUCAUCUCUCCAGGCCCUGGAACUGUCGAAAACGAACAUGAUUUCGGGGUGUGCAGUGAAGCGCUGAGGGAAGCUGCCGUCCCAAUCCUCGGAAUCUGCCUUGGUCACCAGGGUCUUGGUCAUGUUUAUGGGGGAAAGAUUCAGAGGACACCGCGACCGGUACACGGAAGGCGAAGCCCUAUUAGUUUCAUCAGGGGCUACAAGCUAUUCGAGGGCGUGGAGAGUGAAACUCCGGUUGUACGCUACCAUUCUCUUCAGGUGGACAAAGACAGCCUGCCGAAAUGCCUCGAGCCAACUUGCUGGACCACAGACGAGGAUAACGUGCUGAUGGGCGUUCGCCACCGAGAACUGCCACUGCAUGGCGUCCAGUUUCACCCCGAAUCAAUAGGGACAAUUGCUGGCUACAAGAUUCUCGAGAACUUCCGAGACAUGACCAUUUCGUGGUGGGCAGAGCGCGGUUCGGAGUUGGCGUGUCUGAUACCCAAGAACAUUGUCCAGAACCAGGUGCCCUAUUCCGCGAAACGAACGGGCAACGGGCCCAGUGCGUCAAACGUUGAUCGACAGUGGUGCAUCAACAUAGCCUCUGUCGAUCUCUGUCUGAGUGCAUGUGGAGGACAAGAACCACAGGUGAAACGCAAUAUUGACUACUUCACGUUGUUCAAGGAGGUAUUUGGCUCCGACUCGUUUUGUUUCUGGCUUGACUCCAGCUCAGCUGACCCAGCUUGUGCUGGCGGGGGGACACGUAAAACAUAUUCAGGCCGCCCGCAGUUUUCGUAUAUGGGCAACUCUUCCGGUCCUCUGGGAGAGGUAGUUACUUACUCCCUCAGCACGGGAACGACUCUGUCACAUACGCGGGGGACAGAGACGUGCUUGCACUCUGUAGAGGGUGAUAUCUUCUGUUUUCUACGUUCUCGCCUUGCCACAUUCGGAGUGACAAGGAAGGGAGGCGGACAUCAUCUCACAGUUCGCCGUUGGAAGUCGCGCGUCGAUGUCGUGUCCGACGGCGACAGAAUGGGGAUGAGUAACAAUGUGCCGAUACCUAGGUUGACACUGACGGAUGAUGGUACGGCUCCUGAAUCGUGGGACUCUGCCGCGAUUCCUUUCCCUUUCCCAUGCGGGUACGCAGGGUUUUUCGGUUAUGAGCUUCGGCAUGUCACCGGAAGCUACGUCGGACCUCAAAUGCAAAACGUCUCGUCGCAGAGAAUCACUAGUAACCGUGGAACGGACGUUCCCGACGCGGCGUGGAUUUUCUCGGAUCGAUUGAUUGUUGUGAAUCACGAGAGUGAUGAGGUGUUUCUCUCUUGGCUCACCCCGUCGCUCAAGCAGGGUGGGUCGUCUCGAUCGUCAGGAGCAACUGCUUUCAGUGGACUGUGCCCUUGUCACCCGUGGGCCUUCGGUGAUGAUAAAGACAGGAUGGCUGCCAUAUGCAAACUCCAGCAGCAGUGGGCAGAAAUGACGCUGCGGGCCAUAUCAAUGGCGUCCAGCACCGUGUCUGUCAAGCCGUCUUCGGUUAUGGAAGGUAACGAUGCGGCACAGCUCCCCUGCUUUAGAGUGCUAGACCCCAUCUCGCCUUCUGAGCGACAGCAACCUGGUGUCCCCAGGGAUCGGGCAACCGUGUGUAAUGAAAGUAACAUGUCGCCAUUCAAAGGAUCUUUAUCCGGUGACACGUCGUUUGCUCUAUGUUCGGAACUCACAGCUGUAGCGGCUACCCACAACGGCGUCGGGUCACGAGAGACCACCGGCCAAAACGUGAUGGCUGUCUCGUUCCGUGAUGACGCGGGCACCUACAAGGAGAAGAUUUUCAAAAUUCUUGACUGUGUAGCCGAAGGGGAAGCAUACGAGGUUUGCCUCACUACGGAACUGGAGGGCACUCUGAACCCCUCUGCGUUCUCGCCUCUUCAGUUUUAUGGCCAGUUGCGCUGUAGGAAUCCCGCGCCAUUCGCUGCCUUUUUACGGUUUGAGGAAGGUGCUUCCGCGUCCGUGGAAGGCGACGCUGACACUGGGACAUCGCCUACUGUGACAGGAAAACUGCCAGCUGAAAGCAGUCACACACCGUGCCCUCCCCGGUCAUUCUCCAUUUGCUGCUCUAGUCCGGAACGUUUUUUGAUGAAAAGCGCGGACGGCUGGCUAGAAUCGAAACCCAUCAAGGGUACUAGACCCCGUGGCAAGACACCGGAAGAGGAUGCCGCCCUGGUGAACGAUUUAGCAACGAACGAAAAGGAUCUGGUCGAGAAUCUAAUGAUAGUUGACCUCGUUCGGAAUGAUUUAGGACGUGUGUGCAUUCCAGGAACCGUGCUGGUUCCUGAGCUGAUGGUUAUAGAGACCUACGCCACAGUGCAUCAACUGGUGUCGACGGUCCGAGGCAAGCUUAGGGAACCGGAAAUGGACUUUCUGGACGCCGUGAUAUCAUCAUUUCCAGGAGGUUCUAUGACAGGCGCUCCCAAGGAGCGAGCAAUGGAAAUCAUUGAAAAGCUGGAAGAUCGACCCCGGGGAAUCUAUAGCGGAGCGAUUGGGUUCUUGUCGGUCACGGGUGAGGCCAGUUUAAACAUCGUCAUUCGAACCGUCGUCUUUACCGCUCCAAAUAAGAUUAGUGUUGGCGCUGGAGGUGCGAUCGUCGCUUUGAGUGAUCCGAACGAAGAAUGGGAAGAAAUGCUUCUCAAAGCGAACUCUGUUGUCCGGACACUAACUGCUUGUGUUCGAGAGGCGACUACAAAACCCUAAAAACUUCAGGUGGCGGACACAGCAAAUAAAGAAACGAAUGCGUCUGGCCACAACGAGACUGACCCGUUUUUGAUACGACAUCUCGAGCACGGAUAUGCACUACCGUGCGUCUGUCCAUUUUUCAGGUGCUGCCCCCACUCAGCAGCUGGCCGAUCCCUCCACAAAGUGCCCAGGGGCACUUCCCCAGUAGCGAAAACUGGAAGGAGGCUUCUUUUUCUGGAACGCUUGUGGAAAACAAAGGUUAUUCGUACGAAGAAGUAGAGCUUUUUAAAAACUCAGGUCCGUUUCAAGAACUGCCAUUUGAG